AUGCUGGGGGACCAGAGGACGAGGGCCUUCAACAUGCUGCGGGCGGCGAGGGCGCUAGUGAAGUAUGCCGCGCGGUCGAAGAAGGGAAAGUUCAGCAGCAUGCUGGAGCUGCAGCUGGAGGAAGAUGGAGGAAGGAUGCAGAUCGAACGGAUGGAAGACGGCAUGGCCACAGUGUCUGUGGAGGUUGCUCCAUGGUGCUGCGGGGGAGACGGUCGGGUGACCCUUGCUGCACUUCUGGCCAUGUUCGACGAGGUCAGCACCUUCUGCGGUUGCGUUCCAUGGGAUGGCAACAGCAGGCCAGGGGUGAGCCUGCAGCUGUCAGGGAGGAGCAUGAAGGUCGCCGAUGUUGGCGCUGGGGACAGAAUCACGUUGAGGUACAGCAUGCAAAAAUCUGGCAAGACCGUAUCGUUCCUGCACGGUCAUGCCAUCAACAAGCAAGGAGAGGAGCUCGCGUACUUACGACACGUCAAGUUCAUGCCAAUGGGGUUGUUAUUCGACGUGUUCGGGAGAAAGUCUAUCCGCCACCAUACCCUCAACUACUUCGAGCGAUACGUCGACUCUAUGCCCCCUAACGUGGUGCCAGCGCACGCGAGCAUAGAGGAAGUUUUCAAGCUUAGCGACAUGGAGAAGGAGGGAGACAGCAAGACUUGUGAAGUGAGCUUGUCGGCCGAACACGCGAACCCCAACGGAUUCUUGCAUGGAGGAGCAGCAGUAAUGCUUUCAAAUCACCUGGCGCUGCAUGGGGAGCCUGUAGAUCCAAGGAUGCACGUGUACUCAGUCAAUUCAGAUCUCCUCUCCUCCAUUCCCUUGCGCAAGGGAGUGCAGACCAAGGUUCAGAUGGAUUCCUCCCGCACUUCUUCCAGCCCCUCCGACUUCACUUCCCACGUUCGCCUCCUUAAGGCCGGGAGACCAACGUCCUACAGCCUAGUGAGCUGGCGGCAGUUCUGA
This is a messenger RNA of Guillardia theta CCMP2712, 948 nucleotides long. RefSeq lists its product as hypothetical. The transcript has a single exon. Gene Ontology annotation, molecular function: fatty acyl-CoA hydrolase activity. Lineage: Eukaryota; Cryptophyceae; Pyrenomonadales; Geminigeraceae. The record is from RefSeq and is a predicted model, not a curated record. Bases 1 to 948 code for a protein of 315 amino acids.